Miscanthus lutarioriparius is the source of this 774-nucleotide messenger RNA. The record is from the annotation of a GenBank genome assembly. NCBI's taxonomy places the organism in Eukaryota, Viridiplantae, Streptophyta, Magnoliopsida, Poales, Poaceae.
AUGGGCCUGUAUUUCUACGGGCUGCGGACGACCAGCGCUGCCUACUCUUCUAUCUUCCUCAACCUGAUCCCAAUUGCCACCUUCGUCACUGCGAUAGUGCUACGGGCUGAGAAUCUAGCACUGGGACAGUGGGCAGGAAAGAUGAAGCUGCUUGGCGCGCUGCUCUGCGUCGGCGGAACCAUGCUGGUAAGCCUGCUGAAAGGCCCGCUGCUGCAUCUUUGGCCCACCAACCUGCUCGGGUACUCCCAGGCACCUGCAGCCAACGCGACGGGUGCUCACCACAACAUGGUGGUAGGUACCCUCUGGUUGUGUGGCAGCUGCAUGAGCUAUGCACUCUACUUCAUCGUCCAGGAGAGGCUUGUGAAGGUGUUCCCGUCAACCUAUUGGAUGACAUCGCUGACGUCGCUGGUGGGGAGUAUUCAGGCCUUGGUGGUGGGUGUGUUCCUCGUCCGUGACAGAGCGGAAUGGAAGCUCCACUGGAACCUGGAGCUCCUGACUGUCGUGUAUUCGGGUGUACUCAACACCGGCCUCGCGUUUCUGCUGCUCUCGUGGGUGAUCCGCCGGAGUGGACCCAUCUACCCGACCAUGUUCAACUCAGUUUGCUUGGUUAUGACGACUGUUCUCGACUCGGUCCUCCUUGGCACCCAGAUCUACCUUGGGAGCGUUCUCGGGACAGUCAUAACCGUGGUGGGAAUGUAUGCGUUCCUUUGGGGCAAGGGCACCGAGCUCAAGCGCGCCGCGAUGGCGAUGGCAUCACCGUCCCAGGAGGCGUAG